Molecule: messenger RNA, 1653 nt
Organism: Psilocybe cubensis
Lineage: Eukaryota; Fungi; Basidiomycota; Agaricomycetes; Agaricales; Agrocybaceae
Exons: 2
Coding region: 1-1653 (550 amino acids)
Biological process (GO): negative regulation of barbed-end actin filament capping; maintenance of gastrointestinal epithelium
Source: RefSeq, a predicted model, not a curated record
AUGGCCGCUUCAUCUUCCACCACCGCCACCUUCGCCCAACGCCUCGCUGACUGGGAAAAAAAGUUUACCGAGUGCUACCGCAACGGUGAAAGCGCGUUCAACGCUGAGUUGGAGCAGCUUUACAGGGACUUGGUUCCAUUGUGUCAGGAGCAUGUCAGGGACGCCGCCCGCUUCCGGCUCAUUGACUAUGUUGCGAGCCCCGUUGUCUACUCGUACAAAGUCAUCCAGGGCAAGGACGGCGAGAACAUCUACAGGUUUGAGGUCGACUGGGCGACGCUCAAACAUCAAGUCGCCAACUUCAAGGCCUACCAGGAAGGCCAGGAGGCACAGAGGAAGAGGAGGGAGGAGGAGGAGCAAGAAAAGAGGAGGGAGAAGGAGGAGCAAGAGGAGGAGGAGAGGCAGAGGGUGGAGGAGAGGAGGAAGAGGGAGGUGAGGAGGAAGAGGGAGGAGAAGAAGAAGAGGGAGGAGGAAGAGGAGAGGCAGAGGGAGGAGGAGGAGGAGAGGCAGAGGGAGGAGGAGAGGAGGAAGAGGGAGGAAGAGAAGCAGAAGGUGGAGGAGAGGAGAAAGGAUGAGAGGAGGAAGAGGGAGCAGGAGAGGAGGACCAGGGAGCAGGAGAGGCAGAAGGCGGAGGAGAGGAGGAAGAGGGAGCAGGAGCAGGAGCAGGAGCAGGAGACAGACGAGGAGAGGAACAAGGAGGAGACGGAGAAGAGACGGGCCGAGAAGGGCAAGGGCAAGGCAGUCGAACCCCCGGUGGAAGACGGACCCGUGACAGACGCCCACAAAGACAAGGGCAAACGGAAAGCGGCGGACCCCGUGGAGUCCAUUCAGUUGGCUCCAGCGGAUUACAGGGGCCCACGGACAAAGAAGGGGGAAAUUAUUCCCCACAUUACCGCCUCCAACAUGCCCGGUCACCCAGCGUACAGGGAGAAGCUGGAAAGAUUGGCGAAGUCCAAGCAGGGGAAAUUCAGGAGCAAGGCGAUCAUAGGAAGCCACACGGACGAAGACGCGGACGCGGACGUUGACGAGGACGACGAAGGCGAUAACAAAGGGGCACCGCCUACCACCCCCACUGCCACCCCCACCCGGAAGAUGCGCACGCGUUCCGUAAAGAAGGACACCGAGGACGAUGUCCCCCCCAUCAGGAAGGCGCGGUCGAGAUCCCAGAAAGUGCGCCAGGUGCCAGAGGGGAUGGUGGACAUGGUGGAAAGGUGCACGGCAUGCAUCAAAUUCAAGGUGCCAUGCUAUGUCAAGGGGGAGACAGGCACUGAGCCUCUCGUCCCCGUGAAGCACCAAUCUUGCGAGUCUUGCAAGUCUCGCAAGAUCCACUGCAGCUUCUACCCGGGGCGCAACACCUUCGUGGGUCAAUUUUUGACGACGCCACUGGGAAGCUAUGGGGAGGCGUUGAAGUUGGAGGAGGGAGAAGAUGUUCCGGCGAAGGGGAAGGCCGGGGAAGGGUCGUUCCCCGAGGAUGUGGGAGAACUGCUUGUGCAGCUCUUUGAGCGCCAAGGCAGAAUCAUGGAACGGCUGGACGGGUUAUCCGCGUCCAUGACGGCGAUUAAUGCACGGAUUGCGACGUUUGCCGAGACGAACUUGGCGGUGGAGAACAGGAUGAAGAGCAUCGAGGACGGCAUCCAAGAGGUGAAGGCCGAAUAG